UAUAGCAUAUCAGAACCAAGUGUAACUUUAAAUAUUGAGUUUGAUUGCUGCUCUGUGUGAAGUUUGACCAUUAUGGCAAUAUAGGAAAAGUGCUGAAAUGGGUCCAACUACCAAGAAUGCGGGUGGAACUACGGGGAGUGUAUGAGGGGAUGUUUCCACUUGACUCAUCACAUGUGGUUGCUAGAUACGUUACUCCACGAAGGACGGACUCAGUUCACUUGGACACCAACUAGCUUUGAGAUUGCUGUAUUUCUUGACUUUUACGCUUUAGAUAUUUUCACGGAAACACGCUAUGGAUUAUUCAACAUAACUACUAUUGGGUGCUUUAUUUCCCACACCCUCGUACCAAAAUGAUGAAGUUGUGUCUUCAAAGGACUCUGCCGAGCACGGCAUUAUUAUCAAGAGCUAAAGUCGCAAGUGAAUUCGGCAAACCAUUCUUUUUGGCGUCGCACGCUCAAAGGUGUUUUCUUGGAACACAUUCGCGUAAAGAGAAGCUCGAGCCCCUUACCUCACCUAAAGGAGCCAAAGACUUCAUCUACAGCCUUCACCCACAGGAACGAACAUGUUUACUGAAGGAACUACAGAACUUUGAAUCCAUAGCUAUCGCUCAAGCUUCUAGCAGUGCCAGCCCGUGCCCUACUUCCCUCCUCAGCCGUGCAGAUCCAGGGGGAGCGGAGAAACUGGAAGCAUUGCCGCCCAACUCUGGUCAGCUGAGAUAUGUGCUCAUUCACAAUGCGAUUCCCUUCGUGGGUUUUGGUUUCCUGGACAACGCCAUCAUGAUUUCAGCAGGAACUCAAAUUGAAUUGUCCCUCGGAGUGGUCUUUGGGAUAUCCACCAUGGCAGCUGCUGCUCUGGGAAACCUGGUGUCUGACCUGGCCGGGCUUGGUCUUGCAGGCUAUGUAGAGGCCCUUGCGGCCAGGCUGGGUAUGCAAAUCCCUGAGCUGACCCCGAAACAGGCAGACAUGUGGCAGACCAGAGUUAGCGCACACCUGGGGAAGGGCGUUGGUGUGACUAUCGGUUGCAUCUUGGGGAUGUUCCCACUCUUUUUCCUGAAUGACGACGAUGACAAGAAGGCCAAGGAAGUCCAGACCCCGAGUCCAUCCAGCACAGAAUAGCGCAGUAGCUCAGAGACUCAGUCCUGGGCAAACUUCCAACAAGUCUCCUGUGGAAAAAAACUCCAGAACAGAUUGGAUGCAGUCAUCCACCUUCCCCCUACUCUCCUACUGCAUGCAACCAAAAAGGCACUAACCCCCGUCGUGCAUGACAGUGCUGUACAUUGCUGGCCUUGUUUACCCUCGCCACUGCAUCAACAAGCCUCUCUGUGUGUGCACAGCACACCAGAGAUGUUCAGACAGAACAAGACAUCGGAGUAUAUUUUCAUGCUAAUUUAUGAAUGCUGUUAAAACAGGAUACUAAUAUCAAUGGUCAUUUGGCAGUUCUUUGAAUUUGCAUUAUCAGUAACCCUAGCCUUAUCCUCAUUUUGAUGAUGUUAUGGUGUUUUUGUAUGCGCGCAUGUGUGUGUGUGUGUGUGUGUGUGUGUGUAGUCCUAUAUUUGCACUUGAGGUGACAGAAUUUCCCAUGUUUUACUUUUAUGUUCAUUUAGUGCACACUACAAGGCCUUAGCCUGCCAUAGGCCAUACUAACACAAGGGAGCAUAGAGUCUAUUCAAGAAAAGCCAAACAUCUUUUGUUCAAACUGAGCUACAGAACGAAAUCUUUACGUCCAGAAUAAAGAUUGAGAAAACAGUAACCUCAUGGUAAAUGCUAAUUAAAAGGCCAACACAAGGGGGGAUCAGAUAAACAAUUGUCACAGCAAUCAGUUUACAAAUGUUUGAUGUUGACCUGGCAUCUGAACUGAUAUCUUGCAGAUUGUGGGGAAGAUGUGUGCAGCUGUGUAUUUAUGUGUUGGUGUGCAGUCAGCUAUUGAUGGAACCACUCAGUGGUAUGUAUGUAGGGAAAUUACUCUUUUUACAGAUGAAGUUUGGUGCUCCUGAAUAUUAAGAUUAUUAGGCCGUUACCUCAUUGUGUACAUUUUUAUUGUACGUUUGUGUUUGAAAGCAGUACUGUUGGCACUGAAAUGUACUUUUCUGUUAAAGAAAAACAAACAAACAAAAAUAAGUUUUUACUUUGAUUUAUCGUAGAAUAUCAUGAAGUGUUCUCUCACGUUAAGCAUGCUGUCCUUGAUCAAGCUAAUUUGCAGGAUUUCAUUCCUUGUAUGACAUGAUAAAUUGUCAAAUGUACACUUAAUGACUAUGAUUACUACUUCUGUUUUCUGCCAUUUGUUCUACUUACAUCUCUGAUCAGUUGUAACAAGACAUAAUGCCUUGUAGAUGAUGACCUCACGUCCUUAGGAACAGCUACCUAAUGAUUUUAUUAUUUAAUUAUUAUUAUUAAUAAUAGUAAUCUUAUCACAUGACAGGUGUUGGGAGUGAAUUUCAGUUGUCUUUGUGUUCUCUACAUGUUAAUUUGUGAUUUUUUUUUUUUUUAAGGAAUGCAUCAUGAUUUUAGCACCAUGGUUGCACAUUGUGUAUUGCAUUGAAUGUUAAUCAAAACCAGACAUGUAUACAGUUUAUAGUUAAAAUCUCCUGCAAUAUAUGAUCAGACUUUGCAACGCUAUUCUAACUUGUACAAGUUGACACUAAAAACCUUUGAUUGAAUACCUUGCCUGAUCAAUCAACAGUACUUGUCAAGCCCCAGGCAGCAGUGUUGUUUGUAGUAAUGCAUUGCGUGUUCACUAUGAAUAGACAUUCAACUGAAUUUGCAAUUAUCUUGUAUAGAUUGGGCUAUUAUGAACUUAAAAUUGUUUGUAUGAUUUCUUUUAUGAAAAAACAACCCUAAACAGAGUAUUCCAAGGCUUUGUUACACUCAAUAAGAAAUAUAAAUCAUUAUUGAUUUUACAUGACAUGGAAUUCACUCCAGAAGCAAAUGAAGUUGGGCAGAGCAGAAAAAGGCAGGUUAUAAACAUCUCCGUGUUUCUAUGUUACUCCAGGAAGGUGAAGUAAGUGACACGUGAAUUGUGAGAUUUUUCUAAACAGAAUAUUCAUCUUCAUGUCCUUUUCUCAUGACCUUUGUUGACAGCUCAUUAUAGAGCACAGUGGUUGUCAAAAUGGUUUCAUGAAUCAGACAAUAAAUGGAAAAAUAAAUUGUCAA
Messenger RNA from Sardina pilchardus (European sardine), 3149 nucleotides. It is a transcript of the gene tmem65, whose product is annotated as transmembrane protein 65. Gene Ontology annotation, cellular component: mitochondrion. NCBI's taxonomy places the organism in Eukaryota, Metazoa, Chordata, Actinopteri, Clupeiformes, Clupeidae. The transcript is spliced from 9 exons. Bases 351 to 1115 code for a protein of 254 amino acids. The record is from RefSeq and is a predicted model, not a curated record. Gene Ontology annotation, biological process: cardiac ventricle development; regulation of cardiac conduction.